CGCUCUAGUGCAAAUUGGCCGCUUGUUCACCAGUGGCGUCGAUUCGCCAGGCGCCCAAAAGCGGGCGCGGCCGUGGGAGACGAUAGACGCAGGAGUGUUUGACGCACGUUUCACGCUAGAAGCGGACGUGGUGGUGCAGCGCGCCACCGGAGCGACGCGCAGGCGAUCGGCCGCCACCUGGCCGUCUUCGCGGCAGAGAGAGUUUGCGGCCGAGUGAAAACGGCCGAUGAUGGGCGCCGCUGCUGCCUCGGCGGAAAGACAGACGCGUGAGGAGGCAAGGAGCGGGGCGUUGCCCAUCGUUCUGUACCCGAAGCGAGCGCCCACGUCACGUGAUUUUGAAGGCGGAGUCUCCGCCAGCCAAUGGGCGUGCGCAACAUUGCACCGCAGCGCGCGCGGUCCCCAGGGGAUCCGAGUCGCGCGUGCGCGUGCGACGAUGCUGCUGCGCAGGUGGACCUGAGGAUGCGCGACCCCCCCGGCUGGGUCCGCUGCUGCGCGCUGCUGCUGCUGCUGCUGCCGUGCGCGGUGCGGGGCUGCUCGCCGGGACCUGGCGGCGGCCGCCGGCGCAGCCCGCGCAAGCUCACGCCGCUGGUGUUCAAGCAGCACGUGCCCAACGUGCCCGAGAACAUGCUGGCGGCCAGCGGACUGCCCGAAGGACGCGUGGACCGCAGUCACAAAAGGUUCAGAGACCUCGUGCCCAAUUACAAUGCGGAUAUUGUCUUCAAGGACGAAGAAGGAACCGGCGCCGACAGGCUCAUGACGCAGCGAUGCAAGAGCAAGCUCAACACGCUGGCCGUAUCGGUGAUGAACCAGUGGCCCGGGGUGCGGUUGCGAGUCACCGAGGGCUGGGACGAAGAAGGCCACCACGCGCCCCACUCGCUGCACUACGAAGGUCGCGCCGUCGACGUGACCACCAGCGACCGCGAGCGCUCCAAGUAUGGCAUGCUGGCUCGUCUGGCCGUCGAGGCAGGCUUCGACUGGGUCUACUACGAGUCGCGCACCCACAUACAUCUGUCCGUCAAGUCAGAGUCUUACGGGUCGGCGCGAACUGGCGGCUGCUUCCACGGCGAUGGCUUGGUGCAGACACCCGUGGGCGCCAAGCGACUCGCCGAUGUGCUGCUUGGCGACCGUGUUCUGGCGCUCGGUGUUGACGGCCGGACGGCGGUGUUCAGCGAAGUGAUCGCCUUCAUGGACCGGCAGCCCGAGGCUGAGCGCGUGUUUUACUCCGUCGUCACCGAGUGCGGACGACAUCUGACACUAACGCCUGGACACCUGGUCUUCUACGUGGGUCCCGACCAGCACGAACCAAUGCUGCCGACGUUCGCUGCCCGCAUCAGGCCGGGGGGUUUUGUGCUUGCUCAGGGAAGCGGGAACUACACAGGGGCGGGGCGCCGCUUAUACAACGAUGCGAGGACUCGUGACUUGCGGCCUGUGCGUGUGCGGGACGUGCGCGCUGUGUGGUUGUCGGGAGUGUACGCACCACUGACGAGAGAAGGUACUGUGAUCGUGGACGGCGUGGCCGCGUCUUGCUACGCGGGCGUGCAAAACCAGGCGCUGGCGCACUGGGCUUUCGCGCCGCUGCGCUUGUGGCGUAGCCUGGCCGCUCCCUCGAAACCAACCCCGUGCGACUUCGACGGGGUGCAUUGGUACGCAGAUGUCCUGUACAGGCUCUUCUACCGGCUGCUGCCCCGCUCCUACCUCUUGGAAUGAACCCCUCCUGCUAACUUAUUACUUCCUGCAUGUGCUUCACCCCUGUGCUCGGCAGCUGAAGGCUGUGGACUAGUGCGGCGUUCUCCGACCAAGCACCCUGUGUGACCUAAAUGCCUUCACUUUCUGGAUUUUCCGUCAGACAAUGCAAAGACGGCGCUCUUCCUGCCCACGAUAGGUCGAAAGCACUUUUAAACGCUCACACUUCUCGCUUCUCCUACUUUGGGUCAUGUUCCCAUCAGAUGGACAAAAAUGCAAGAAUCGGCUGGCGGGCUAGUCGGUUAAUGAUCACAGAAAACGCGACAGACACUCGGUUGAGUCAGCGCAGUGUAUGUAUGCAGCUUGCUACCCGUCCUACAGGGCUUGCUUUCUGCGAGCACAAAAUCACUUCUUGUAGCUGAAAACGUGUGUCGUGGUGUGCCUGAAGGUGUGAACCUACAGCGACAUUGGUUUGAAGAAUUUGUCCUGCAGGAGACCUAUGCAAGGUUUUAAUAACGAUAAGAUUAAGGAAAGGCCAAACCAGCUAUGGUUUUCUUCUGAUAUGCUUUAUAUGUGAACCCGUCGUGAAGCGGCAUUAUCAGUUUUGGAACAGAAGCUGCCCCAGAAAGAACAGUUUUUCACUUAUCAUCUAGCCAGCCACCCCCAGUAGUGAAAAACAAAAAUAAAAGCAUACGGACAAGGCAUUUAAGUCGAGACCUCCGCUUAUUGAUGAACUGCGGCCUGGAACAAAACUGUAGGCAUGACAGGUGAGGGUCAAGUGUGAAUGUCGACAAUGUUUAACCUUAAAUGGCCUGUACUUGUGGAGGGCUCAGCUAGCUGCCCUCCUGGAUGUCUCAUGCUACAGAGACCUAAAUUAACGAUGAACUUUGACGAAAUGCUGCAGAAAAGGAAGCUAAGAGGCAGAAAAUAGUUUUUCGUCAGUGUCUGGUGUUCUUCCUAAUACUUUCGUUGAAGAAUGUCGCAAAGUGAACACUACUCGUUUUUCAUGCGUUCUAGUCAUUCUCAGGUGCGUUAACGCGAUGUACUCCCCAGGUGGCAUGUUGUCUGCGAUGUGGCUGACCACGUGGCAAUGCAAUUCAUCAAGAAUGUGCGGCUUUCCUCAGAAGAGUGCAUGUGCGUGCAGCUGUGACGCCUCAUUCCACAAAACCAUGGUGUCUCACAAUAAAUGUUUCGCGUCUUUAGCAGUACACAAAUAGCCUGAUCUCUGAAUUUAUGGUUACAAACAAACAAGGUGCUUUGACGCUGAAAUAAAGCUUGCGUCGAAUACACGCGAAAAUUUGAGUGCUUGUGUUCGCCAGGGAACUGCUGCAGUGCACACCACGCUGGAACGGUUGCGUUGCGUGCGAGCCAGGCAACAUUCGGGGGUGUCGUAGUUGUCGAAAAAUGCGUGUGCUAUCGUCCAACGAUUGAACCAA
Messenger RNA from Dermacentor andersoni, 3119 nucleotides. RefSeq names its product hedgehog signaling protein (gene hh). Gene Ontology annotation, molecular function: calcium ion binding; patched binding. The record is from RefSeq and is a predicted model, not a curated record. Gene Ontology annotation, biological process: intein-mediated protein splicing; multicellular organism development; regulation of gene expression. NCBI's taxonomy places the organism in Eukaryota, Metazoa, Arthropoda, Arachnida, Ixodida, Ixodidae.